CUGAAUUCAUUGUAAGAGAAAACAGUUUGUAAGAAACACAGAGUGAGUGUGUCUGGUCAAUUGAGAUGGAGAGGAUCCAAACCAAUAGCCCAAUAUUAGCUAUAAUGGAGCUGGCCAAUCUUGUCAGUGUCCCCAUGUCUCUCAAUGCCGUUAUUAAGCUCAAGGUGCUGGACACAAUUUGGCAGGAUGGAUCCAACAACCCCCUCUCCGCGGCGGAGAUCUUAUCUGCCAUCGCGCUCGGCCCUGCCGGUGAUGCUGAGAACCUGCAACGCAUUCUCCGAUUGCUUACCAGCUAUGGAGUGUUCGAUGAACACAUCGGGAAAGAUGGCCGAGAAAGAAGAUAUUCAUUGACGGAGGUGGGAAAGGCCCUAGCAGCUGAUGAGAACGGCCUAUCGUACGCACCCUACAUACUCCAGCACCACCAAGAUGCACUAAUGCUGGCAUGGCCACGGGUGCACGAGGCCGUGCUGGAUCCGUCAUCUGAGCCAUUCGUGAAAGUUCAUGGCGAGCUACCUUACAGUUACUACGGCAAGAAUCCUGAGAUGAACCUUCUGAUGCAGAAAGCCAUGUCCGGUGUGUCUGUGCCGUUCAUGGAAACGUUUCUGGAUCGCUACGAUGGAUUCCAGGGAGUGGAGACACUGGUCGAUGUGGGAGGGAACUCAGGGGAUUGUUUGAGGUUGAUCAUGAACAAAUAUAAAAGUAUUAAAAAAGGUAUCAAUUUUGAUUUGCCGGAGGUUGUCGAGAAAGCACCCAAGAUUCCUGGUAUUGAGCAUGUUGGCGGCGACCUGCUCAAGUCCAAUAUUCCACCCGGUGAUGCUAUUUUUAUGAAGUGGUUAUUAGUGACAUGUACCGACGAGGAGUGCAAGCAUAUCCUGAAGAACUGUUCCGAUGCACUUCCGUCGGGCGGAAAACUAAUUAUAUGUGACCCGCUAUUGCCCAACCACACAGACGACAGUCAUAGAAGCCGAGCCAUUCUUGAAGCAGACAUAUACAUCAUGACAAUGUACAGGACUAAGGGAAAGCAUAGGACAGAAACGGAGUACCGAGCACUAGGCGUCGCGGCUGGUUUCACUAAUCUAAAGGCAAACUUCAAAAUAGAUAAUUACUUCACUGUUUUGGAAUUCGAAAAAUGAUUUAGAUUUUGAUAUUUUUGUGAGGGUUGUGAUUUGAUGUCAUGGCUGUCUUAUGUACUAAUGUUCAAGAUUAGUGCGUGCGUGUGUGUUUUUUUCCUUAGUUUUAAUAGUAAUUGUUGGUCUACGAGAUCAUUUUACUGCAAGUAAUAAACUUUGUCAUUUACAGCAUUGA
Messenger RNA from Sesamum indicum (sesame), 1305 nucleotides. Its product is annotated as nicotinate N-methyltransferase 1. Lineage: Eukaryota; Viridiplantae; Streptophyta; Magnoliopsida; Lamiales; Pedaliaceae. Gene Ontology annotation, molecular function: protein dimerization activity; O-methyltransferase activity. The record is from RefSeq and is a predicted model, not a curated record.